Molecule: messenger RNA, 1232 nt
Organism: Musa acuminata AAA Group (dessert banana)
Lineage: Eukaryota; Viridiplantae; Streptophyta; Magnoliopsida; Zingiberales; Musaceae
Product: WUSCHEL-related homeobox 4-like
Exons: 2
Coding region: 309-1064 (251 amino acids)
Biological process (GO): cell division; phloem or xylem histogenesis; procambium histogenesis
Cellular component (GO): nucleus
Molecular function (GO): DNA binding; DNA-binding transcription factor activity
Source: RefSeq, a predicted model, not a curated record
GUGGUGCAGUGAUCUCUUAAGCACAGGACACAGUAGAAAACAGUGUUGUAUGUACCACAACCUAUGAGAGUUAGGGAGAUAAAUGUGGGAGAUGGCAUAUGGCGACAUGAAUGGAAACGAUCAUGAGAUGUUCCUAUAGUUAAAGCAUGAUUACUUACCGCCACCUACCCAACAUAGGAGUUGGCCAUUUUAGCAUGUAGAUCUGAUGCAUGCCUUUACCACGCUUGAGCUCCAUGGACACAGUAUAAAUACCAACCUUUGUCCCUUCCGUGUCCACCCAUUCACACACCUCUUUGACCAAAGAAGCCAUGAAGGUUCACCAGUUGACGUUAGGCUUGUGGGAGCAACUCCCCUCCUCGCCUUCCACCUCCUCCUCCCUCUCCUCUUCCUCUACCAACCACCAUAAGCGCCUCCGCCCGCUUGCCCCGAAGCUUUCCUCUUCUGCCGUCGUUUCCACGACUACAAUGGCGGAGAUCAUCAGCUUGAAGAGCUUCAAUUCGCCGCUGACCACCAAAUUCGCCUCCAGAAAUGUAGACGCCUCGCUGAUGCAGCUGCAGUCAGGGGGAACGCGGUGGAACCCGAUGCCGGAGCAGAUAAAGCUACUGGAGGCACUGUAUCAGGGCGGGAUGCGGACGCCGAACCCGGUCCAGAUCGAGCGCAUCACCGCGGAGCUUAGCAAGUAUGGCAGGAUCGAGGGCAAGAACGUGUUCUACUGGUUUCAGAACCACAAGGCGCGGGAGCGCCAGAAGCAGAAGCGGAGCGCGCUCCUCGCCCUCGCCACCAACAGUGCUUCGCUUCCCAAUCUGCUCAAAGUACGAACGAAGCAUGGUUUCUCGCCUCAUGCACACUUCGUGUGUCGCGUUACUUGUGAGGAUUUAGGUUUAUGUUGGUCAUGCAUGAUGGUGCAAUUACAGGGAGAAGAGAUGAAGGAGCUCCAUGAUGGGAGCUGCAAGCGCAAGUGCAGGAGCUGGGGCAGUCUGGAGCCGGACGUGGAAGACAGUGGGCCUGGUGACCGCACCUUGGAGCUCUUCCCGCUGCACCCAGAAUGGAAGCAGGUGGGAUAGUCUCCACACAAGCAAGAGAGGACUACUGUUGCUCCUUGUCUUCUUUAACUGGGUGACUGUCUCUUUCCCCCUCAUGUUAAGCCAUAUCUGUGUCGCCCUCUCCAAGUCCGCGGUCUCGUUUGUUCGCACUGUUCUCCCUAAAACAAAUGGAAAGACGAACCUUUUUUC